Triticum aestivum (bread wheat) is the source of this 632-nucleotide messenger RNA. RefSeq lists its product as uncharacterized. The record is from RefSeq and is a predicted model, not a curated record. The coding region runs from base 47 to 418 and encodes 123 amino acids. The transcript has 2 exons. NCBI's taxonomy places the organism in Eukaryota, Viridiplantae, Streptophyta, Magnoliopsida, Poales, Poaceae.
ACACCACUCGCAAGCACAGCAGCGUCACACUACCUAAGCAACAAAGAUGGGCCGCCGCACCGGAGCCAGCCUACUCCGUGCCCUGCUGUUUGCGUCGCUCUUCGCGGGGUUCGCGGCGCAUCUCGCCGCGGGGGAGAAGGACUGCUACGACGAGAAGGACAUGAUCAUGAGCAUCUGCAUAGAGAGCAUCAAGAAGCAGGGCUUCUACACGCCCCCAAGCCCGGACUGCAGCAAAGAGGUGAAGAAGGUCGACAUGCCCUGCAUCUGCCGCGUCCUCACCGCCUCCGACGAGCGGACCGUCAGCCCCGUGAAGCUCGUCCACCUCGCCCACGACUGCAAAAUCAAACUCCCCGUCGGGAGCAAAUGCGGAACUUACACCAUCGGGGGGCGGGUGCCACCACCAUCCGCGCAUGCCUGAGGAGCUUCGGUCAUGGGGAUCGCGCGAGAGGAAGGCCGGUGAAGGAGAUGGAGAGAUCAUGGCAGAAUAACUACUCUAAAUAAAGUGCGUGCGUGCGUGUGUAUGCUGAGCUAGUGAGCUAUCGUCAUACGUAGAAUGUAAUGUAAUCUGCCAUGGCAUGUUACCGUGAGAUCCCAAUAAUAAUAAUAGUAACAAUAAAAGCCUUCCAUCUAAA